Aspergillus aculeatus ATCC 16872 is the source of this 3018-nucleotide messenger RNA. Its product is annotated as glycoside hydrolase family 71 protein. The transcript has 2 exons. The record is from RefSeq and is a predicted model, not a curated record. Bases 1 to 3018 code for a protein of 1005 amino acids. Lineage: Eukaryota; Fungi; Ascomycota; Eurotiomycetes; Eurotiales; Aspergillaceae. Gene Ontology annotation, biological process: mating projection tip cell wall disassembly. Gene Ontology annotation, molecular function: glucan endo-1,3-alpha-glucosidase activity.
AUGGGGCUUCUUCAGAGUCUUGUUGUUGCGAACACAGCUGGAUAUGGCGUGUCUGACUGGGAGAACCAUAUGACCGAAGCCAUUCACGCGCAUAUCGAUGCGUUCGCUCUUAAUAUUGCGAAUGGAGAGAGCACCACCGAGACCUCUCUCGGCAAUGCUUUCAUAGCCGCCCAGAGCACUGGGAUCCAGCUGUUCUUCUCGUUUGAUUACGCUGGGAACGGCGCCUGGGCUAAAGCAGAUGUGAUCAGCUUGCUCAACGCCUACGGCGGCACCUCGGAUACCUAUUGGCAUCACAACGGCCAACCCUUAUGCUCAACGUUCGAAGGACCGGGCAAUGCUGCCGACUGGGUAGACAUUAAGAAGCAGACUGGAUGUUUCUUUGUUCCAGACUGGUCUUCUCUCGGCGCCAAGGUGGCAAUGGAGCAAGCUGAUGGGGUGGCCGACGGGCUCUUUAGCUGGGCUGCCUGGCCGUAUGGCCCGUCAGAUAUGGAUACCUAUACCGAUGCCUCCUACCAACAGUACCUGGGUGGUAAACCCUAUAUGAUGCCCGUAUCGCCGUGGUUCUUCACCAACAUGCCCGGGUAUGACAAGAAUUGGCUGUGGCGCGGUGAUGACCUCUGGUAUGAUCGUUGGCAACAGGUCCUUUAUCUCGCCCCCGAAUUUGUUGAGAUUAUUUCCUGGAAUGACUACGGCGAGUCUCACUAUAUUGGUCCUUCGUACGACAGCCAUAAUGCACUGGCCGCGGCCUCUUACGUCGCCUUUGGCCAAGGCUAUGGCGAUGCGCCCUACAACUACGCCGAAGCCUAUGAUCACAGCGGCUGGAGAGCUUUGCUUCCUUUCCUCAUCGAUACGUAUAAGAACAAUGUUACCACCAUCACAGAGGAGGGCCUGUCAGCAUGGUAUCGCUUGAACGCGGCCGGCGCGUGUGCCUCCGACGGUGGGACCACAGGGAACACCGUGAGCCAGUUGCAGCUGGAGUAUCAAGCCAAGGACAUCCCGCAGGACAAGAUCUUCUACUCCGCAGUGUUAGGCUCGGCCGCUCAGGUCUCGGUCACAGUAGGUGGUAUAGACCUAGGAGCAAGCUGGACUCACACUCCUAGCGGCAACGCAGGCAUCUAUCAUGGCAGUGUCGCAUUCACUGGCCAUGCUGGGGGGGUGACAAUCACCAUCACCCGUGAUGGUAAUACCGUGGUUUCACUCGGCGGCAACGAGAUUUCCAGCGGGUGUUCAAAUACCCUUGGGGCGGAGAACUGGAACGCCUGGGUCGGCAGUGCGAUGGCGGGGAACGCCAUCUCGGUGAAGCCUACUUCGCUGGCCGAUCAAGUCUGCGUUGAGGGCUGGGGGAAGGGCAACUUCGCCGGGCUAUGCGAAUUUACUUGCAGUCUAGGGUAUUGUCCCAUGGGAGCUUGUGUAUGCUCGAAAAUGGGACCCCCGCCUACUAUGCCCAAGGCCACGGGGAUCCGGGGCUACCCCAUAGCAGGCGAGAGCCCCAGCUAUAGCGGACUUUGUUCGUUUGCCUGUAACUAUGGCGAUUGCCUUGAAGGCGUCUGUGGCACGGUGGAGGUGCCCCUGACCAUACCAACUGUAUCCCCGUUUACUCCGGAUACCUGCACCGCGGGGACUGGAUCCGGGGCGUUCGCCGGCCUGUGUAGUUAUGGCUGCAAUGUGGGAUACUGCCCUAUUCACAACUGCACCUGCACGGCCACGGGUCCCCUAAACGUCCCCGCAGCUGCCAACACCAGCAUCACUGGUAUCUCGACCGUUGGUGGGGACAGCGGGCUCUGCAACUUUGCCUGCGAGCGCGGGUACUGUCCCGGUCCCACCUGUGUCGACAACGCGGACAACAUGGACCCCUGCGCGACUGACGACGGGUCCAAUCCCGAAUGUGCGUUGUCCGAGGUCUGCGACUUCAGCCAGACCUUCGCCACCCUGGACGCGCUGGAGGCCGCAGUAGACACGCUGCAACCCGCCUGCGUGGAUUUCUACACACUCGACGGGCUGGCGACGGUGCUUCAGCAGACCCUGACCAACUACACGGGAAUCACUAGCAGCUACGACACCAAAUUCGACGAUUAUGUCAAGUACGUCAAGGAGAUGAUUCCUGACCAGCUGGCGGCGUUCAUGAGUACCGACGCCCCCUAUGGGCCUGGAAACGCCUAUUUCCAGUGCACGUACAGUCAAAACGGGCGCAAUCACACCACCGGCUCGUGCCCCGGCGACAUUGGCAUUGACACAGGUACCUUCACUGUGUACUACCAACUCGUGGACGCGGAAGGCUUCUACGGCAACCUGUCAGCCGACUAUGGCAUCGACCAGUCCUGGGUGCAGUUUGGCACGCAGGAGCUCGACGAGCCGUGCACGCCCGCCAUGUACAAGACGGGCUGCGCGGCGAUCCACCGUACCUACGCCGGGUUUCCGGUCAAGGCGGCUGACAGUGCAAUCACGGUGGCCAACCCCAAGGAGAUCAUGGUCCAGGCGCUGCCCAAUGUGCAGAAUCUCACGGCAACCAUCAGCGUGGCCAAGAUCGAGCUCGCCCUGGGCUCGUGGCUGGGCACCACCGACGACCUGGUGCAGUCGUUGUCGCUGGCGGUCUUCAUGCUCAGCCAAGCGGUAGCCAGCAUGCAGGCAGUGGUCGCCACCGCCGACUCCUACGAGGCUGCCAAGAAGAAGGAGAUGAUCAACGAGAUCCUGAUGGGGGUGCUCCUGGUCGUGCCCUUUCUGGGUGAGCUGGAAGCGGUUGCGGACGUCUUUGCGGGCCUGUCGCGCAUCAUCACGAUGAUCGGCGAUGUCGGGAUUGGGGCAACCACGGUUUAUGCCAUCGUCGACAACCCCAAGAUGGCCCCGCUGACGAUCUUGGAAACCCUCCUGUUGGGCGGGAUGCGCGACCCCAAUGAGUUCGCCACCAUGGGUUCGGUGAGACGCGCUAUGACUAAAGAUGAAAUCAAAAGUCUAGGCACCGAGAUCGAGGCCCUAGACGACCAGUUUCAGUCGAUUGUCGCGAAGUGUUUGUCAACCUGA